Messenger RNA from Dendrobium catenatum, 2447 nucleotides. RefSeq names its product pentatricopeptide repeat-containing protein At3g49240, mitochondrial. Bases 16 to 2103 code for a protein of 695 amino acids. Gene Ontology annotation, cellular component: chloroplast. NCBI's taxonomy places the organism in Eukaryota, Viridiplantae, Streptophyta, Magnoliopsida, Asparagales, Orchidaceae. The transcript is spliced from 3 exons. Gene Ontology annotation, molecular function: protein binding. The record is from RefSeq and is a predicted model, not a curated record.
UGGAGGGGUAAAGUUAUGGGGACGAGUCCUGAGGAUUCUAAGGGAGGCGGCAACGUAGGAUUCUUCUCAGCCAAACAGAUCCAAAUGGCUCUCAGCAAAUCCUACGUUGCCGCCUCCCUUAGAAUCCUCAGGACUCGUCCCCAUACUUUACCCUCCAGCCUUCGCCUCCGCUCUGUCGCUCAACCGUUCCGCUUACUCUCCUUCGCCACCCCCGAGGAAGCUGCGGCCGAGCGCCGCCGCCGGAAACGCCGCCUCCGCAUCGAACCCCCUCUCUCUUCCCACCGCCACCAAGCUUCACCCCGUCGUCCUCCGUCCCCAAAGAAUGCUAACCCUAAUGCCCCCAAGCUCGCUGAACCCGUCACUUCCCUUGCAGGCAACCGUCUCAAUCUCCACAACCGCAUCCUAACCCUAAUCCGUGAGAACGAUCUUGAUGAGGCGUCCCUUCUCGUACGCCACUCCAUCUACUCCAACUGCCGGCCCACAAUCUUUACUUGCAAUGCCGUGCUCGCCGCCCUCCUCCGCCAAUGCCGCUACUCGGACCUCCUCUCUCUCCACCGCUUCAUCACUCAGGCCAGCGUCGCCCCGACCGUCAUCACCCAUAACCUUCUCCUCCAGGCCUACUGCGACUGCCGCAAAACCGACACUGCCCUGGAGCAUUACCGACUUAUUGUCAAAGAAGAUUCCUCACUAAAUCCCUCGCCCAGCACCUAUCGGAUCCUUGUGAAGGGUCUCGUUGAUAACAACAAGGUAGAUCAGGCUGUAGAUCUCAAGAAUGACAUGCUUGGUAAGGGCAACUGCCCUCCGGAUGCCAUUGUUUAUAAUCAUCUCAUGACUGGUUUUAUUAGGAAUGAUGAACCGGAUCGUGUUCUUGACUUGGUCGAAGAACUCAAGGAGAAGCUUUGUGUGGCUGUUGGAGAUAUUAUAUGUGAUGGUAUUGUGUAUGGGAAUCUAAUGAAGGGGUAUUUCAAGAAGGGGAUGGCGCAGGAGGCCAUUGAUUUGUUUGAACGAGUUCUUGGAGAUGGCUCCAAAGUAAGGUUUGGCCCCGUGAGCUAUAAUUUGGUUCUUGAUGCAUUGACAAAGAACGGGCGAUUGGAUGAGGCUAUUGGAUUGUUUGAAAGGAUGAUGAGGGAGCAUGAUCCGCCGAAGAGGAUGGCAGUGAAUUUAGGAAGCUUUAAUGUGAUGGUGGAUGGCUUUUGCUUAGCUGGACGGUUUGAGGAAGCUAUACAGGUUUUUAAGAGAAGGAUGGGGGAGAAGAAUUGCACCCCAGAUGUUUUGUCCUAUAAUAAUUUGAUAGAUCACCUUGGAAAGAAUGGUUUGGUUACUGAGGCUGAAGAUCUUUAUAAGGAAAUGGGUGAGAAGGGUUUCAAUCCGGAUGAAUACACAUAUGUUUUGUUGGUUGAAUCUUUUUUUGAGGUUGGAAGACCAGAUGAUGCUGUUGAUUACUUCAAUAAGAUGGUGGAGUUUGGUUUGAGGCCAAAUGCUAAUGCAUAUAAUAAGGUUAUUGGAGGAUUGGCUAACAUUCAAAGGCUUGAUGAGGCUCGAGUAUUCUUGGAUCGCAUGUUGGAAAGGGAGGUAAAGCCAAAUGUGAGGAGUUAUGAGAUAUUGGUGCAGUCCUUUUGUGAGGCUGAAAGGCUUGAUGAUGCACUCAAGGCAUUGAAGGAUUUGUUGAUGGAUGAUCUUAGCUUGAGUCUGGAAAUGAAGGAGCUUGUGUUGGAGGCAUUAAGGAAGGAAUCGAGGGAGGAGGAUUUCAAGAAGCUACUUGAAGAUGUUGAGAGGGAGAAAGCUGAGGCAGCAGCCCGGGCUGCGGAAGAGAAGGCAAGAGCUGAAGCUCUUGCCAAGGAAGAGGAGGAGAGGAAGAAGGCGGAGAAAGCUGCUAAAGAGGCUGCUGCUGCUAGAGCAAGUGCUGCAGCUAUUGAAGCAAUAUUGGGAAAAAAGAAGUCUACUGAUAGCAUCGAAGAGGAUGAAUCUUCUUCAAGUGUUGUUCCUGUCACAACUGCAAAAAAGAUUGGAGACUGUGAUUCCAUCAAUGAAGGAUCAUCAAAGGAAGUGAUAGUUGACAACAUUUUAACCGAUGUGAAAAAUGAAAUUGGAGGUGCUACUUAGCAGGAAGAAAUGUAGAGUAGCCUUGAAGGUAGACGAAAUAUUGAGAACAUGGAAGAAAAAUAUAGCAGAAUCAUUUAGCAAAUGCUUAAAGAUAUUUGAGGAGUUGAAAAUGGGCAAAAUUAUGGUUGAUAAAUCAUCGCCCAUCUCUUUAUAAAGGAUGUUAUCAUUCUAUUUGAAGGGAACACAUUAUCAGUGUCGAAUUUACGUGGGAAGAAGGAAUCAUGUCAAAAAAGAUGACUUAAAUAUAUUUGAUAGUCAUGUGUAAAAUAUUGCGGGAAUGCACCUUUAGGAAUGCAUAUUUUUUAUUAGAAUGUUGAGUUAGAAGGAGCGUAUUAAUACACUAA